GAAAGUGGGUGGCACUUUGAAGGUGAUUCCUACCCCACAAUUCAAGAGCUAGUACGCAAGCAGUACGAGUCUGGUCGGCCAGUCACAUCAAAAACAGGCGUCAUUCUGAAAACUCCAAUUUUUCGUGAAUGGGAGUUGCUUAAUGAUGAUAUUGAAUUGAAAGAGAAAAUAGGAUUU
Candidula unifasciata is the source of this 177-nucleotide messenger RNA. NCBI's taxonomy places the organism in Eukaryota, Metazoa, Mollusca, Gastropoda, Stylommatophora, Geomitridae. The record is from the annotation of a GenBank genome assembly.